AUUUAUGUCAUAUUUUUCUGCACCACGGUUCAAAUUCGAGCAGACGUAUCGGAGCGAUCAAAAUUGUGAAUAUUGUGCAUUAAUUGCUAUUUUAAAGUUCUAUUAACCAGUUCAAACGAAAUUUUCCACAGUUGUUAGAAUGAUUAAUCAAAAAUGACUACUUUUCGGUCGCGAUCGAGAUCUGUAUUGCCAGAAGUGAAGUUGUGCGUGGAACAGCAAAAGAGGAUACAUUGGGUAGAAUAGAUGAAGCAAGAUGCUACUGAAUAUCGAUUUUGUGCAAAGUAGAAAAUUGACUUAAAUGUGUUAGCAAUAAAUUGUGCUACCGACGACUAGAAGCUAUUGCCAUUUGAUAUUGAUCAAAAGUGUUCUCGUUAAAUUACUCUUAAGUCCGUCGACAAAAUGAUGGAAGCAACAGAAAACGGUGGCAAUACAUCGUAUGAGCCUUUGGAAGGACGAAGGGCUUUUGAUACAUCUGACAGCCCGGAGAUGGAGGGAGGUGGACCACCCAAGGAUAGGAAAAAGCUAGUAUUUUUUGCAUUGAUGACGGCCGGCGUAGGAUUCGUGCUGCCAUAUAACAGUUUCAUCAUAGCGGCAGAUUAUUGGCAGUCUCGAUUUCCGGGUCAAUCUGUAGCGUUGGACAUGUCAAUGACGUACAUCAUAGUUGCAUUAGGAGCUGUAUUACUCAAUAAUGUAUUCUUAUCGUUAGCACCUUUUCGCGUACGAGUUGCUUUUGGAUACGCGAUAUCGUUCACCACAUUGGUUUUCGUUGCACUUUGUGAAGUGGCUUGGCACAUGUUUAGUGCUAAAACGGCGUAUUCGGUAAACUUGGCUGCCGUUUCUCUGGUGGCCAUGGGAUGCACAAUACAACAGUCCAGCUUUUAUGGGUUUGCCAGUAUGUUACCAAAACAGUAUACUCAAGCUGUGAUGGCCGGAGAAAGUAUUGCUGGAUUUUUGGUAUCUUCCAAUCGCGUUGUUACAAAACUUCUUAUCAAAAGCGAUCGAGCGUCAACGGCUAUAUUUUUCCUGACGUCAACGGUUUAUAUAGCAUUUAGCUAUGUCCUACAUUCCAUUACAAGCCACUCGCCGUUUGUACGAUACCAUAUGAAGGCUUGUGCUAAAAUCGUACUUCGACCCGACGAUGAUCACACAUUGAGUGACACCAUAGAAAAUGAACUGUCUAACGCCCGUUAUGGAGUCUUGGCAUUGGAAUCCAGUCCACCUGUCCACAUAACUCCAGGCACUACAACGCUCAGUUUUAGCAAUCCGGUAUACGAGUUAUCAAACCCAAGUGGAGCUGAGAAUGUGCUAGAGACCAAUAUCAAUAAUUUAACGUCUACCACAACUAGUGUAGCAACAAAUAAUAACGCUACAAAUCGCCCAGUCACAUCGCCAACCUCGGCGACCGCUUCGCACGAUAUACCGAACGUUGCGUUUAAGGUGGAACAUGUGAUGACUCCUGACAUCUGUACCGCUGGGCGAUUUGGAAGUUUCCGGAGUGGAUUGGAGUCCCGAUGGAAAGUUGCCCAUGCCAUUUACCCAUAUAUGGCUUGUAUAGCACUGGCGUACUGUGUAACUCUAUCCCUGUAUCCUGGAAUAGAGUCAGAAAUCAUUUCGUGCAAUUUGGGAACAUGGAUGCCAGUUCUUCUUAUGUUUACUUUCAAUACAUCUGAUGUAGUGGGUAAACUGUUGGCUGCAGUUCCAUACAGCUGGUCACGAAGGCAGCUCAUCUUGAUGUCUGGCUUAAGAGCUUUACUUGUACCACUUAUAUUGUUGUGCUGUUCUCCUCGUGAUCAACCUGUGAUUGCAGGGGAGGCAUCAGCAUUCGUCUUCACUGCCGCUCUUGGAGUUACCAAUGGGUUAGCAGGCAGUUUACCCAUGAUGCUGGCUCCAGACAAAGUUUCGGCCACAUUACGUGAAGUUACAGGCAAUAUGAUGACUCUCUCGUAUAACCUAGGAUUAACAGCUGGCUCGUUGGUAGGAUACGUAUUUGAGUCUAUGCUAGGCCCUCAGCUCCCAAAUCCUUGUCCACAAUAUCCUUUUGUGCCACCAAAGCCGAAUCAACCACCUUUCACUAAUCUAAGCUUCAGCAGUACCACAAGCACUACAACUUUAGCAACAGCCAUUAUCACUACACUAUCGUCAGCAAUAAUUCAAUCUAGCACAACAACUGUCACUCCGGAGACAACCACCAGCAUAUCAUCUAUGACGUCGACGGUAUCUCAACCAACCACAGUAUUCAACCAGUUGCCAACGAGUGUAGAAACAGAAACCAGUAAUCCUUUCGAUGCCAGCAAUUUAGUGACAAUAGCCGCUACUGUAGUAUAUAAUGCGACCCAGUCCAUCUUAGAAACAUCUACUGUACGUUAGAUGUCCAAAAAGGCAAAGAAAUAGGCAAUGCUUUCGAAUAGUAAUGGGAGCUCUGUACUGAUAAAAGACAAACAAAUCCUAGAAGAGCUUUAACAAAUUGACUUUGUAAAUGUUUUCCAGAUAUUUGUCGAGGUUUCUCACAAGACAAAUAAAAAAAAUGUACGCUAGAAUUAAUAGUGCAGAAAAUCGCAAUAUCAUCGUCCCAACCAGUCUUUUUCUGCUCUUUAUCGACGUGCCACAUUGAAAAGGCAGGUCCAUUGUUAUUAUUUCCUGUAAUAUAGUAUUCCUAAUUAUGUAAAGUGAGCAAAGUGAAUGAAUGGAAAACGGUGUGACGACUACUGUAGUGGCGCUUAGAAUAAGUGUUGAAUAAUGAAAGGUCACCGUGAUCGGAGAUUCUGGAAACAUUUUAGGUAGGUCUUGAAUCAAUUGACUCAUGCAAAGGAUAAGCACAUAUUUAUAUGACACAGCAGGUCAUACCAAUCUGGCUCAAUAUCGCGGUUAGGUAACGGUCUAGAGACUAGAAUAAGCUAACUAAUAAACAAAAUAGCAUAUUUUAAUCUACA
Messenger RNA from Aedes aegypti (yellow fever mosquito), 2930 nucleotides. RefSeq names its product equilibrative nucleoside transporter 4 (gene Ent3). Gene Ontology annotation, cellular component: plasma membrane. The transcript has 7 exons. NCBI's taxonomy places the organism in Eukaryota, Metazoa, Arthropoda, Insecta, Diptera, Culicidae. Gene Ontology annotation, biological process: nucleoside transmembrane transport. Gene Ontology annotation, molecular function: nucleoside transmembrane transporter activity; monoamine transmembrane transporter activity. The coding region runs from base 400 to 2367 and encodes 655 amino acids. The record is from RefSeq and is a predicted model, not a curated record.